Procambarus clarkii (red swamp crayfish) is the source of this 1084-nucleotide messenger RNA. RefSeq lists its product as uncharacterized. The record is from RefSeq and is a predicted model, not a curated record. NCBI's taxonomy places the organism in Eukaryota, Metazoa, Arthropoda, Malacostraca, Decapoda, Cambaridae.
AGCAAUUUGCAUCUGGCAACCGUGGCUGGACGUGCAGUUGUCCUGACAAUGGGCGAUGGCUCAUAUUUUGAGUGGGGUAGUCCGUAUAAACAACUGGACCUCUACCCUUCAGACCGAACAAUUUGCCUUGCUUCUUGCACUGAAAUGUGUUCGACUUAUUUGACUUCAGUGUUUGGUACUAGUAUGGGAGGAGUUGGAUUUGUUCUUGGAUGCAAUUACUGGCAAUCUGAGAACCUCAUCUUCAGAACUGUGGGUGCAGAUAGUUUACUAGUGAUGGCAUAUGGAUAGACAGUGAUGGAUAGUGAUGGCAGUAAAUUCUGUUUACUGCCAUCACCCUCAUUCUAUUUGACACUCAGAUUAUGGGCAGUGUAAUCAUCAUGGCACUUCACCAUGGAAUGAAGCAGCUUGAUCUGGAGGAGUUGUUAACCCUAAGUGUAGGCGCUCCAAUGCUGUUAGCCUGGGCAGUCAUUGCAUACCUGGGGUUACGUCUAGAGAGUAACUACUUCUUCACAGUUGCAGUGAUGUUGAGUCCGGGCCAUGUAGCAUUUAUUUUGCUUGCUCUAACGCAGACUGCACUCAGCAAAGAAGAAAACCUCAUCGCUGAGUGCCGGUAUGCUGCCAGCGCAGGAAGUCUAAUUGUACACAUAGUCUUGAUUUACCUCAUGGUCCGAUGUUAUCGAAACUUUGGAUUAGGACUAAAAGAAAAAGUAUACCCGCGGCAGACCACCACCACUGGAGUGCAAAGCAGUCUGGUUCAGUAAUCGUGUGACACAAAAUAGUUGUAUCAGUAUACUUACACUAGUCCUUCAAGUGACUUAUUUUACUUAUCAAAGUUAUAGCUCUUAAGAAUAGAUAUUUUAUUAUAUAAGCAAGGCCAAAGAUUAUGGAAAACUGUAAGAGAAGUAAUAUGCAGCAAUAGAAUGCCUAAGUCAUGUGGAAUAAAUGUUGAUAUUUUUGUUUUGUUAUAAUGCUCAAGUUCGAGUGAUAGUAAUAUAUAUAUGUAUUUUAGAUGUUUGAAUGAUAAGUUUCAGAAUAUAUUUACACAGUUGUUAAGGAGUGAGCAAUUGCUUACACAGAUCAAGAA